Messenger RNA from Microsporum canis CBS 113480, 1206 nucleotides. RefSeq lists its product as hypothetical. Gene Ontology annotation, cellular component: plasma membrane; cellular bud neck. Bases 1 to 1206 code for a protein of 401 amino acids. The transcript has 2 exons. The record is from RefSeq and is a predicted model, not a curated record. Lineage: Eukaryota; Fungi; Ascomycota; Eurotiomycetes; Onygenales; Arthrodermataceae.
AUGGAUCCUCUCGAGUUUACGCCGUGGCAUCAGCUGGCGCCGCGGGCCAUCGCCGGAGACGUCAGGGACACAUUCUCCAGCUGGGACAAGUGCAUGGCCAAAAACUACUGCAAAUGGCCUGCUAUCGUUGGAAUCGCCGUCGGCGGCAUCAUCCUGCUCAGCGUCAUCUGGUGUCUGGUCGGCUGUCUCUGCUGCGGCUAUACGUGCUGCAAGGGAUGCUGCGAAUGCUGCUCGUGCUGCUGCCCUUCGUCCUCUCGCAAGGCUGGACCCUCGUCUUCCUACACGGGUCGAUCCAAGUUCGCGGACGAGACUCCUUACUCUGGCUACCAGCGUCCUGCACCGCCCGUCUACCAGCAACCGGUCAACACGGCCGCAACGACACCCAGUUAUGCGCAGUUUGACACCCCGGGCUCCCGUCAGGGGCCCACAGGCGGCAGGGUCAACGACGACGCCCUGCCAAACAUGCCUACCUGGCAGGAUUCCACCACCAGAAGAGUGGAAGACACCUCCCGUCGAGACGAUGAGAUGGAAAUGACCCAUCUCAACCCCGUGACCGGUCACAGCGUCGUGGACGACGGAGCAGGCGGAGCAGGAUACUACCAUCAUGUUUCAUCGCAGCCUCCCUCGCCUCUCUACGGAGACCGUGCCAGCCAUCAAAGCUCAGCUCACAUGACGGGGGCGGGAUACAGAGGAACGGACCCGAUCAGUCCCACCCACGCCAGUGCCAUUGGAAUAGCACACUCGCCGGGCUACGGACAGGCACCGUCAAACACCUACCUGGACUCGCAGCAGACCACGGGCCAGGUCUACUCCCCUCCCAGGUACCAGACUCAGUCUCCUUCCACCAUCCGCGGGCCUUCAGCAGGCGAUCCGUACGGAUACGCAGAGACAAGGAGCUUCACUCGCUCUCCAGUACAGAGAACACGAGCUACCCCUUCGCCCAGACCACCGCUCUCCCCCAUACAGCCAUACAGUCCCGAACGUGCUGGCCUGCCAUACCCCAGUCGGCCAUACUCGCCUGUUCAGACGCCGCAGCAGCCGCAGAGGACGUAUACUCCCUACUCACCCUCUACUUCGACACCGCCACCGCCCUGGUCGUCCACAGAUCAGCCACGGGAUGCAGAGGGCCAGUCUCAGCCGCAGCGAGCACCCAGCCUAUUGAUGGCAGGCAGGAAACCAGUGGAAAACUCAUGGAGAGAUGUGUAG